AUGGACAGCACCGUGCCAUCAAGCAACUGGCUCUUCAACGCUGGAUGGCUCGGCGUCACAGCUGUUGCGCUCAUCCAGAUUCACAAACUGUAUCCAUGGUUCGCCUGGCCAAAUUCUUGGACAGGGCAGCGGCCCAGCGUCAAGCCCACCGCAUCAAACACACAGCCAGCCCAGGAUCCCGAUUGGGACACCCUCGACUUCUCGAAGACAGAGCCAAUCGCAGCAAACUAUGACUGGAGCGGCGUAGAAGAGAAGCCAUACAGACCAUGGCACGAUGGGCCGUACCGUGUCACGAUGGGCAUACAAAAGACGCAGCUGGACGACUGGGUCGAGAUCGACAAGCAGUAUCUCGAGCGAUACAAGUACAAGAGAGAUCUCUACGCCAAGCACCCCGACGACACGAUAUGCUUCCGGCCCGACAGCCAUGAAGCAGCGUUUGAGGCCCUGGCGUACCUUGCCGACUUCCUGCCACGGCGAUAUCCCUCCAUGUUCGUCAAAACGGCCAACGGAAUCAGCAACCUGGUCACGGGGGACGACUGGGAUCUGAGGCGGGAUGCGGACACUUGGAAGUCACAUCAUCCACUUCAGGUCAUGGGACUGCUGUCCACCGAAGACUGGUUCAUCAUGCAGACGGACGAGGACCAGGAAACCAUGAGACUGGUCGCGGGUGCUAAUUGCUUCCCCGCCGGAUGGCGUCUCCGUCAGCGGAUCGGGCUCAGCCUGUGGCAGAUCCACGUGGGCAACGUGCCGCAGUACGAGGAGAAGCUGAGCAAGUCCAUGGACCGCUUCUUCCUGCGGCUGCGGGCGGACCGGCCGUUCAUGCGCUUCAACUACGCCAUCGACAUUAGCGGCGAGCUCUUCCACAUCAACUCCCAUCACAACCUGACGGCGGACAUGCUGGAGAAGCCAGUGCUACUGGAGGAUCUGCACCUGCGUGUCGAGCGCCAGUGCCUGCAGCGGUUGCCACGUUCGAGAGCCAUCGCCUUCUCCAUCCGCACCUAUGUCACCCCCAUCACGGAGGUGACCAAGGACAAGAACGUAGCGCGCGCGCUGCGCACCAGCGUCGCCAGCUACACGCCCGAAAUUGCCGAGUACAAGAAUAAGCAUCUGUGGAACGACGUGCUCACCAAGCAUCUCGAGGAUGUAUUGAAGACCGACGGAGCUGGAGAUGAAGAAAUAGAACAUGGCGUAUGA
Microdochium trichocladiopsis is the source of this 1194-nucleotide messenger RNA. RefSeq lists its product as uncharacterized. Lineage: Eukaryota; Fungi; Ascomycota; Sordariomycetes; Xylariales; Microdochiaceae. The transcript has a single exon. The record is from RefSeq and is a predicted model, not a curated record. Bases 1 to 1194 code for a protein of 397 amino acids.